Messenger RNA from Aureobasidium musti, 1203 nucleotides. Lineage: Eukaryota; Fungi; Ascomycota; Dothideomycetes; Dothideales; Saccotheciaceae. The record is from the annotation of a GenBank genome assembly.
AUGGAUGGUUCUGAGAGACGAUUAACCGCGAGUAUGGCACGAGGGCUGGAGGGUCCGGAUCAAAAACAGCGCCCUGGUAUCUCAUUCCUGGACCUGCCGCGAGAACUUCGUGAGAUGAUAUACAGAUGUAUUCCUGACAACUCUGGCGCCUUCACAUAUGAUACACGCAUCAAACGACCAAAACCUCACUGGCCAGUACAAUCUGUAGGAAGUUGCCAAGAACAUGUCACCUUCGACCGCAGAUUCGGCAACCCUGGUGUCGCAUUUGGUACUGGAGAGCACUGCUUCGCCAUUCUCUCAACCUGCCGAGCCCUCUACUCAGAAGCCUUACCAGUAGUAUAUGCAGCAACACCAUUGGGGCUCUGGCGUCCUAUGUACGACUAUGGCGGUCUCAGCAAGUACCCGAAUUUCGUCGCCAAAGUAUUCGAUUCAUUGCCAGAACCUGCAACUCAAUACAUCAGAACCAUCCAACUCCAAGGCGAAUUAUGGCACAACAACAUGGCUCAGCUUCUUUCCAGAGCAAUCACAGAUUUGCCUUCAUUGAAAAUAUUGGACAUAGGUCUAGAUCCUUACUAUGAAACCAGUCAAAGAAAACACUGGUUCGACGACCGCAGAAUCCUGCGACAAUCAUGGCCCACCAUCGCGACUUUGUAUUCCGUAGCUCAACACCUCGACACCAUCAACAUCACCGUUUCACCUCCGGCAGAUAGGGUGCACGUCAUUUCUUUCAAUCAUCCAGACGGCAUCUGGCUUUCUGGAACCGCGUACGACGAGUUUGUGUGGUUGCAACUACAGCUUUCGGUACUUAUGGAUGAACUUACGAUUUAUGGUGCCCUGAUUAGUGGGAAUGCCAAAACUGGUAUGGAGUUUUUUAUGGAUAGAGUGAUGGAAAGACAGGAUUUGUUCGAGUUGGUUCAGGGGAGGAAGGUUGUUGAUCGAUGUAUUGCUGGAACUGCAAGGUUUAAACUUGAGGAACAGAAGAACUGGCUGAGAGAGAUUACAGGAAGAAUCUUUGAGAUUGAUGAGAAGCAGAGGAAGGUCACUGUGGUCUCGGACAGGGACGCAAAGAUGAGAUGGUGCAAGAUGACUUAUACGUCGUCUCCAAGGGGAUCGGCGAUUCCGCAGUGUGUGCAUAUAGGCGAUGAGAUGGCAGCCGCCCUUGCACAGCGUCUAGUGCUGCCGCAUGUAUCUCAAAGCACUUGA